UGCGUGAAUAUGCUGUACUGUGGCACGGAAAUCCCACUGCGGCCGGAAUUGCUGAUAGACGGAUAAUGAUACGAGCCUGAGAUGCGGCCUGAUGCGGCAUCAAAUGACGAAGGUCAGGCACAAGUGUCAAAUGACUUACAGAUGCAACCCUUGCGUCCACCGUAACCGACGUGUGUCUGUGGCAUAAAUUACGCACGUACGAGACCGCAAUGGUAGAUCAGCCUACAUAACAAAUUCCUUAUCGCCCUUUCUGAAGGUCAUGACAACUUAGAAAGUUGUCAAGUAUUUUGGCGACACCCGGCGAUUCAUGGUUUUGACACCCGCGGUUGAGCGAACAAGAGAGACAUCAAAAGUCAGUAAACAAGAUCAUCCUGAUGCGUACUUUGUAUUAUGUAAGCAUGUUUGGUUGGCAUGGCCGCCACUGGCACUGCAGCUCCGGGUCAAUCCUCAGCUCCCUGAAUCCUGGACCUGCCACAAGACAUGUGCGCCGCGCUACAGUUCCAGUACAACCUAUAUUGGCCUACGCCCAAGUAUUCCAGUACUGGAAAUCAUCAAAAGGGUCUGUGAAAUGUGCUUCAGAAGUUCAAGCUUGGCUUGCUGGCGCUCCUUAGUGACCAAAUAUGAACUCCAAUGUUUCCACAGCGCUAUUUUUUCCACAGGUGGAGUGAAGAAUGCCAACAAAGAAUCUGUCGAUCAGGGUGACCUUCUGUCCAACGAGACGGUCCGGAGUCGAAAACAAACGCCUCAAUUCUCAAACCUACCCCCCAAUUCUUUCGUACUUCGAGCCACGUACAUCUAUUUGUCGUCAUUACGGGCUGGUCACAGUGUUCAAACGUUCAUUCAUGAAAUAUUAAUCAAAUCAAAUCCACCUUGGUGGUAUAUUCGCCGCCAAGUGACGUCCCCUAGCGGAGAAUCUUCGACGAGUGUUAAUUUUGGGGCAAGUAAUGAUUCUCCCGUUUGUUCACACCGGUUGACUCAAAUAUGUCUGUUCUUGAUUAGAUAUUUUUAUGUACCCUCCGGGAGAGGCAGUUGCAUCGUGAUGUACCAUCCCUAUAAAAAGCUUUGAAGUUAAAGUUUUUCUUUUUGAAGAGAAGAUAACAU
This is a messenger RNA of Suillus plorans, 1101 nucleotides long. RefSeq lists its product as uncharacterized. Lineage: Eukaryota; Fungi; Basidiomycota; Agaricomycetes; Boletales; Suillaceae. The record is from RefSeq and is a predicted model, not a curated record. Bases 308 to 1066 code for a protein of 252 amino acids. The transcript has 2 exons.